GCUGUCACAGUUGGGCGUUGAGCGACGUGAUGGUCGGCCUGAAAAAUGAGUAUCCUCUUUGGUAGCGGUUGAUGUAAAAUUCCUAACUGGAGAUUUUGAUUAGUCUUAAAUAACAGGCUCUUAGCCUGACCUUACCCGUGCGCUGUUUUAUUCUGAUCUUUGGGGACUAACAUUAAGAAUGAAUGCUCGGCAGAAGCUCUUUGGUAAGGGCCCCUGUGGGGUUGUUGAUACAGGGAUCUUAGGAGGCUUUCUAACUGAUUUUUGGGUGUAGAAGAUCCACCUACUAGUUUUCCGGACGGGAGAUCUCUGGAACAGAGGUUUAUGGAGCAAAAAGUGGCCAGAGAAGCUGGCAAAUCCGCAGAAACCGAGGUGCUACUCAGGCAGGAAGGGAGGGAGGAGAAGAGUCCGCGGUCGCUUCUGUUGCCGGAAAACGAAAAUGAGGUAGAGGCGAGAAGGAAAAAUAAUGAAAGCGAAGGUUGUGGUGGAGAUUUUGAGGGGGAUUGGGAUAAGGGUGGGGGGAGACCCCAUUCCUGCAGUGAAACAAAUGGUGAGGAGGGGGGUAGAGGGAGAUGGACACCAAUUCACAAGAGAGGACAAUCAGAGGGGAACGGCGUUCAAGAGAGAUGGAGACCUUCGGGGAAGUGGAACACACGGGAGCAGCUAGAUAACCGGAGAAGCCGGGAGAAACGAGAGACCCGCUGGAGCGUGGGGCGGGAUGGACUGCAGCCUUCAAGUCUAGUUUUGGCAAGUAAUAAAGGAGGGCGUAGAUACAGCUGGGCCAGCCGAGAGGAUAGAUCUAGGUUUUGCCAACCCAAGGCUCUUCAAAAAGAUUGGAGGGCACGAGAGGGUGAUGGGGGAAGUGAGAUUUUGGACACAAGUAUGGUUCCCCUAAACACGCAUUCCAGGCUUCUAUUUUAGUCUCUAGGCAGCUCUGACAAGCAGAUGUUCCUUCCUUGGAACCCCUAGGAGAUAGAUAUUGCGAUCUAGAAUCAACUCACUAUAUUCAGAGCGCACUUUCUGCUAUGGCCCAUUCGUACAAUCACCCCCGGAUACCCACCUUUCUGUCAGAGAUCCUCGAACUCGUAAACGGUUCACUGGGAGGACAAACACUGAAAUUUGUAGUCGAUACGAUGUUCCAAAUAGCACCCACCACCGAAGACCACGUUACGGGAAGGCUCAGUCUGCCGAUCUAUGCCGAAUUUUCCCUAUCUCUCACAAAAUUCAUAAGCCCAGACACUGCCGAUAAGGGGAUUAAAGCUAGUUAUAGACGCCCUCUUUCAGGAUCGAAUCUAGCCAAAGUCUAUAUAUCUGAGAAAUGCAAUUCUUUAGUAAAGAAAGAACAGGGUCUCGUUAACUCUACAGUUCCGAGGAUGCCACUGUUCUUCGGAGAGCUUCACCAACAUGAUUUGUGUCCGGACGGAGUGGUAAUUGUUUGUGUCAACGAGCUUCUAGGGCGUGUGAACCUCCCAGAAGCUGAUUCUCUCCGCACCCUAUGCGAGUUACUUAAAAUAACCGGAAAGAAGUUGUACAGGGGGAAUAAAACGCGGGCAGUGGUGGAUAAAGCUCUCAACCACAUCAGAAGGUUGAAUCCAGAGGAGGGUACCGAUAAUACCGUACGCCUGGCGCUCUUGGUGGGUACCCAGAUUAUUUCGUCCUUGCAUCUAUGAGACCAACGAUCUCACAUCACUUUAGGAAAUCCUUGAUCAGCGAGAGUUUUGGUAAGGGGUACGUCCUAAAGGUGCUGAAGGGGGUGGGAGGAAAGGCACUUUUGAAACUCUGUUGAACGGCGGAUUAGUGGUUUCGGUACCCUAGUCUAGUUUGUUUAUCUAGAAAGCGGGGAAGGGAUUGGCAUUAGAGAAAUAUGGAAAACGGAUUUGCUUUGUUUAUUUAUUAUUAGAAAUCCAAUUUGUAGCUGUCAGACACCUAGUCAUAUUAUGUCCAACGUCACUGGGUUUAUCUUUCUUCA
Messenger RNA from Tuber aestivum (summer truffle), 1966 nucleotides. Lineage: Eukaryota; Fungi; Ascomycota; Pezizomycetes; Pezizales; Tuberaceae. The record is from the annotation of a GenBank genome assembly.